Messenger RNA from Lemur catta (Ring-tailed lemur), 2189 nucleotides. RefSeq names its product matrix metallopeptidase 27 (gene MMP27). NCBI's taxonomy places the organism in Eukaryota, Metazoa, Chordata, Mammalia, Primates, Lemuridae. Gene Ontology annotation, cellular component: extracellular matrix. The record is from RefSeq and is a predicted model, not a curated record. The coding region runs from base 448 to 1935 and encodes 495 amino acids. Gene Ontology annotation, molecular function: metalloendopeptidase activity; zinc ion binding. Gene Ontology annotation, biological process: collagen catabolic process; extracellular matrix organization; proteolysis. The transcript has 10 exons.
ACAUGAUGGUACGAGGCCAUUCAUGCCACGUCUCACUAUUAUUUUCUAAAUUCUGUGCAAAUAGAACCAGGCUUCUACUGGAGAGAGGAAUGAAGAGCCUUCUACUUUUAUUUUUGUUCUUUAUAACAUUUUCUUCUGCAUUUCCUGUAGACCGAAUGAUGGAAAAUGAAGAAAACAUGCAGCUGGCUCAGGUAGAAGAAGCCUUAUUUUCUUCUGUGGAGUUUGGAGUUUCAUGGAUUGUGUGGUUUGGCUAAUUCUGGUCACUCAUAAAUCAACCAAUUCUCAGUAAUUGAAAGCAGUAGGGUGACUUGUUUCUUUCCUCCUUUGUGUCCUUCCUUUCUUGUUUCUUCCCUCCCACCUUUCUUUCCCUCAUUAAUUAUUUUCUUUUUUUUUUUUUAUUCCUUUCUACUGCCAAAAGGAUUUCAGGCAAUUUUGUUUUAUCCUGAGAUGGAGAUUUGCUCUCCUGUAGUCGGUGCCUUUUUUUGUCUUUUUGGUCAGGCAUAUCUCAACCAGUUCUACUCUCUUGAAAUAGAAGGGAGUCACCUUGUUCAAAGCAAGAACAGGAGUCUCAUUGAUGGCAAAAUUCAGGAAAUGCAGGCAUUUUUUGGAUUGACAGUGACUGGAAAACUGGACUCGAACACUCUUGAGAUCAUGAAGACACCUAGGUGUGGCGUGCCUGACGUGGGUCAGUAUGGCUACACUCUCCCUGGGUGGAACAAACACAACCUCACAUACAGACUAAUGAACUACACUCCGGAUAUGGCACGAGCUGAUGUGGAUGAGGCUAUCCAAGAUGCUUUAGAAGUGUGGAGCAAAGUUACUCCACUAACAUUCACCAAGAUUUCCAAGGGGAUUGCAGACAUCAUGAUUGCCUUUAGGACUCGAGUCCAUGGUCGGUGUCCUCGUUAUUUUGACGGCCCCUUGGGAGUCCUCGGCCAUGCCUUUCCUCCUGGUCUGGGCCUGGGUGGUGACACUCAUUUUGAUGAGGAUGAAAACUGGACCAAGAAUGCAGAAGGAUUCAACUUGUUUCUUGUGGCUGCUCAUGAAUUUGGUCAUUCACUGGGGCUCUCUCACUCCAACGAUCAAACAGCCUUGAUGUUUCCAAAUUAUAUCUCACUGGAUCCUAGCAAAUACCCACUAUCUCAGGAUGAUAUCAGUGGAAUCCAAUCCAUCUAUGGUCGGCCUAAGGUACCUGCUAAACCAAAGAAACCCACUGUACCCCGUGCCUGUGACCCUGACUUGACUUUUGAUGCUGUCACCACUUACCGCAGAGAAGUAAUGUUCUUUAAAGGCAGGCACCUCUGGAGGAUCUAUUAUGAUAUCACUGAUGUUGAAUUUGAAUUAAUAUCUUCAUUCUGGCCAUCUCUGCCAGCCGAUCUUCAAGCUGCAUAUGAGAACCCCAAAGAUAAGAUUCUGGUUUUUAAAGACGAAAACUUCUGGAUGAUCAGAGGAUAUGCUGUCUUGCCAGAUUAUCCCAAAUCCACUCACACACUUGGUUUUCCAAGCAAUGUGAAGAAAAUAGAUGCAGCUGUUUGUGACCAAAACACAAGAAAAACCUACUUCUUUGUGGGAAUUUGGUGUUGGAGGUAUGACGAGAUGACCCAAACCAUGGAGAAAGGGUUCCCACAGAGGGUGAUAAAACACUUUCCAGGAAUCGGUCUCCGUGUUGAUGCUGCUUUCCAGUAUAAAGGCUUCUUCUAUUUCUCCCGCGGAUCAAAGCAAUUCGAAUAUGAUGUUAAGGCAAAGAACAUUACCCAAAUGAUGAGAACCAAUACUUGGUUUCAGUGUAAAGAACCAUUAAACUCAUCAUUUGAUUUUGGUGUCAACAAGGAAAAAGCACAUUCGGGAGGAGUGGAGACAUUGUUUCGUAAAACUUCAAGCUUGUUUAUUUUCAGUAUUAUUCAUCUGCUGAAAAAUAUUUAUAGUUAUCAAUAAAUUCACAGACCUGAAAUAAAACUCAAGAGGUCUUUUAAUCUAAACUCUGCCUCAAAGUAGAAUAGAACCAUUCUUAAACAUCAAAUUGCCAGUCUUAGGUCUAAAUACCUAUUGGAUAAAGAUUCAACAACCAUUUGCAGCUGCCUAAUUCUUUUAACAGGAAGUUGUUAUGUAUGAACAAAAUCCCUGACUGUACUUUAAGCCUAUUAUAUGCUUUGUGAAUUUGGAGAAGCUAGACAUGUCUUAUAACUAAA